Molecule: messenger RNA, 1931 nt
Organism: Pocillopora meandrina
Lineage: Eukaryota; Metazoa; Cnidaria; Anthozoa; Scleractinia; Pocilloporidae
Source: the annotation of a GenBank genome assembly
AUGCGCACACCGUUGAUAUGUUUUGUGCUUCUCAUUUGUGUUUUGGGAAUGAAAGCUAAAUCCAUAUCACUUCAGAAAGGUGAGGCAAUCAAUUAUAGAUUCAAUCUUUUUACUCCCAAACGAGUUCCAAGUAUUGUACCAUUGUGUUGGGACUCAAGUAUAAUUUUUUUUGUUUUUGUUUAGAAGAACAUAAAACCGACGCCGAGGAACUCGAAGAAACAAUGAGGGAUUUGAGAGAGUCAGGUAAGCCAAAGCUGUUUUAAAAAUUGAGCAGACGAUAUGUGAAUCAUUUCAUUUGAUGUGCAUUGACUCAAGAGUAAGUGACCUUCUUAAUUCAAGGAGGGCUGGGUUGGAGUGCAGGGGACCCAAAAUCUUGAAACUGUAUUGGGAUUUACCAUGAAGUCACACAGACUAUGAAGCACGUGAAAUUACGUAUGAUUCCUAAGUGCUCAAAACAAUAAGCAUGAAUAAUUGAUUGUGGCUUUACUUGAAGGCGCGCAAUUCCUUGAAAGGCAAAAUGUUCUUCAGGGAAUAAUGUGAAUUGCACCCGGCGCUGACUUGCUUGAAUAUUUUGGUAGAGAGCGAUUGGGCGCUGACGAAAUGUCCACGUGAGAAAAAUGAGUGACGUAUGAUUGGCUAGUUCUACAUUCUCAUGGGAAAACGGCGAUGAUCGAAAAAUGACUGUAAAUACAUGAAAAUUAUACAUGUAAACUGCGGUUGAAGAAACGAAUACUACUUAGAAUGAAUUAAGAAAAGCUCUUUAUUGAGAUCAAGUCUCUUAGCUUGAUAUUUCCUUAGUACGAUCUAACUUUUUCAAUUUGAUUUAAUCUAUUUAGAGCUAAACCUCCAUAAAGGCCCUGCAAAAGAUAACUAUCAGGAGCAAUUGAAAGCGCUCACUGAAGAAGGUAUGUUCAUCAGACAGUGAGUUAUAUCCAAUCAAAUGACAAAGACAAAUGAAAUGAAGGGGGCAAUUUUCUCAGGAAACUGUGGUGCUGCGUCGGUGGGAAAGUAUAACAGGGUCAUUUAGUAUUAUCAACUGAGUUCAACUGAGUUGGUAACGUAAGUUAGCCACUGUGACAAAGAUAGUCCAAUUUUACAUGAUGUAAAUCCAUAUUUUCAUUCAGCACAGUCUGAGUUCUUGUGAUAUGUGCAUAGAAGAUUAAAUAUGCCCCUUACAAGGCACCAACAUGUCUCGUAUGGGUAUAGCAUAAAUAUGUUUUAACCGGUCUUCAAAAAACACCUUAAGGGAAAUCCAAAGAUCAAAAUUGUAGGUAGCUGAUUUGCCUCAAGCUCAGAUUUGUUGUUUCCUUUUGUUUCAGAAUCUGAUGCUCAAAGUGGAAAUGGUGAGCUCAGACCGGAGGAAUAUUAGCCAGCGACUAUAAACUGAGAUCUGAGAAUGUACAAAUAUAUAACAAAAUAAGAUUUAGUUACUCGUCACACACACUUUUUUCUUCGUUUAACAAUUUUUCUUUCAUCUUCUUUUAUCUUUUUUGAAAAACGCACAAUAUGUCAUACAUUCCUAUCCUCAUCAUCACUGUUUUCUACUCGUUAAAGAUCUUGCAGCCGUCUCGGACAUUAUUUAGCUCAAGUACAGUAAAAGUAGAUAGAAUCAUUUUAUUGAAUUUUUUUGCCUAGUUGUCUCAAUAAAGCUUAUUUAGAGUGUAAAUUUAUUAUCUGUGUUGCAUGAAGGUGGGGGAACGACUCAAUUCGAGCGUGCGCUGUAUUCUCUACCAGAAUCUUAUACUAUUUUAGGCCUGGAAAGUUAAUUUUUUUUUUUUUCAUGUUUGAAUUCAGCAUUAUUAAUUUUAACUUGUAGACAAAAGUGAGUGAUUGUUAUAAUGUUCGGUUUAAAUCCCAUACAUUCUCAACACUGCAAGCUACGAUCCUUGAACCGUUUUCGUUUAUUUUAAUGUUUAUUCACUCUUUUGCCG